AUGUCUAGCGUAGAUAGUAAUACAGAUAAUCUCACAACACAUUCCUAUACAGAAGAAAGUGAUAAUGAACAAUAUUCCGCAAAUGUAAAUAUUAUGAAAACAAAUAAUCAAUUACGGGAACUUCAUACACUUAUACGUGAUCGUGCAACUUCUCGAAGCGAUUUUAAAUUUUAUGCUGAUCGUCUUAUACGUUUAACUGUUGAGGCUGCAUUGAAUCAAUUAUCGUAUUUACCUUGUGAGAUUAUAACACCAACUGGUCAUUGUUUUGAGGGUUUACGUCAUGAAAAAGGAAUCUUAUGUGUAUCAUUAAUGAGAAGUGGAGAAGCUAUGGAAAAAGGCAUUCGUGAAUGUUGCCGGUAA
Molecule: messenger RNA, 360 nt
Organism: Adineta steineri
Lineage: Eukaryota; Metazoa; Rotifera; Eurotatoria; Adinetida; Adinetidae
Source: the annotation of a GenBank genome assembly